AUAUGAUUCAGGAUUGUGAUUGUGCAUCGAGGUCGAUCAUCCAUGCGUGCAGUAGGGACCGGGCAUUCCAUCAUCGUCCACUACCAUCCGCCAGCUUGUCUACUGCAACAGCCUAACACACCUCCUCGACAAUCAUUCAGACACCGCUUUAUUCCCUUUGCCCAUCAUGUCACCGUCCGCCGCGCCCUCCAGUGCGGGACCCGCAAAGGAAGGCUUGGUACCAGGCCUGAGCAACUCUCAAAUCGCCGCGGUCUCUUCGCUCAAGCCUGCCCACUUUGACCUUUCCAGAGUGAUCCGGCCCAACAUUCUGAGUCUGGCGCCAUACAGGUGCGCAAGGGACGACUAUCAAGAUGGCAUACUGUUGGAUGCCAACGAGAACUCUCUGGGUCACUCUUUACCUCAAGGAAGCUCUUUUCCCGCUUUUCAAGCAAGUCACGACAAUGCGGGUGCGAACGGGGCCACCAGCGUGUCGGUGCCUGGAAGUGGCACUUUGCCCAAGGACGAUCCGCUGCAACUUCACCGAUACCCAGAUCCCAGUCUUUACGACAUCAAGCCCACCCUCGCUUCCCUCCGUCAGCUUCCAGAUGAAAGCUACGUGAUGCUCGGCGUCGGCUCAGACGAGGUGCUGGAUCUUCUGCAAAGAGUCGCUGCUAAACCUGGUCAGGACGCCAUCUUGAUAUGCCCACCAACCUACGGCAUGUAUAGUGUGUGCGCUGCGGUGAAUGACCUGGAUGUCAUCAAGGUUCCUCUGAAUGUCGAGGGCGGCAAAUUCAGUCUAGAUGUGGACAAUAUCCUGUCCACCCUGUCCGCCUCACCGCAGAUCAAGUUGAUCUUCCUUUGCUCGCCCGGAAAUCCGACUGGCACGCUUCUCUCCCUGGACUCCAUCCGACGCAUCCUCGAUUAUCAAGACUGGAACGGCUUGGUGGUCGUUGACGAAGCAUACAUUGACUUUGCAGAGGAGGAGCUGAGGUCGGGCAGGAGGUCGGUGGACGCUUCGGCCGUGUCUCUGUUGAAAGAAUACAAGAAUCUGGUAGUGACGCAAACUCUGAGCAAGGCUUUUGGUCUUGCUGCCAUUCGGCUGGGCAUCUGUUACUCUUCUCCAGCCCUCAUACAAAUCCUCAACAACACCAAAGCACCCUACAACAUUUCCGCACCCACAGCGCACCUAGCAUCCUUGGCUCUCUCCGAAGCUGGUCUGACUCAAAUGCGCUCCACCGUUCGUCAACUGCUUUCCAACCGAGAUGCUCUCAUUUCCUCUUUGCAGAGCAUCCCCAGCGUUGGCCAGAUACUGGGAGCCAACGAGGCAAACUUUGUGCUGGUGCAGAUUUUGGACCAGCAAGGUGGCAAGCCGGACAGCAAGAGAGCAGGAAUGGUUUACAAGAUCAUGGCAGAGCAAAAGGGCCUCGUGGUCAGGAACAGGAGCUCAGAGUUGGGCUGCGAAGGUUGCCUUAGGAUCACGGUGGGAACUGAACAGGAAAACGAGAGGUGCAUUCAACUCAUGAAGGAGUUGCUU
Ceraceosorus guamensis is the source of this 1513-nucleotide messenger RNA. Its product is annotated as putative histidinol-phosphate transaminase. The record is from RefSeq and is a predicted model, not a curated record. Lineage: Eukaryota; Fungi; Basidiomycota; Exobasidiomycetes; Ceraceosorales; Ceraceosoraceae. The annotation marks the transcript as partial. Gene Ontology annotation, molecular function: L-histidinol-phosphate:2-oxoglutarate transaminase activity; pyridoxal phosphate binding. Gene Ontology annotation, biological process: L-histidine biosynthetic process. The transcript is spliced from 3 exons.